AUGCUUAUUUUCUUAGACCCUCCGUCAUACAUUGUUGCCUACAACACAAGUUCGUCAUCCAUUAAUGUUACCUGGGACUCGACUUUUUCUGGUAAGCCACCGGACGAUAACUUUACCGGCUACAGAGUGAGUUACAGAGAACACAGUUUGGACCAGGAGGUUAAUUACGUUCUGUGUUCAUCAGCGGAUUUUUACACAACAGAAUUGACCAGUUUGUAUGUGUUUACGAACUAUUGCAUCGGGAUUGCUUCAUUUACUGAAAGAAAAGUUAGUAACACAAGCCAAUGUCUCUUCAUAACAACAGAGGAAGCAGGUAAGACGAACAUUAAUCCCUGUUGGAUGUUCGCUGAGAGAAUACUUCGAACUGGACGUAUUUUUCAAAGCUAUAAAGUAUGCAGCGAUCGGUUACAUAUACAUUUCACAAUUUGGCCCAACCGAAACCUAAAUGUAAUAAGCAAAUUCAAAACCAAUGAUCGAUAAAGCGAAAGACUAUGAAAGCUGUCGAGUUCUACAGAACGUUUCGUUCCUAUAUUAACUAUAUUUUUAACAAGUCAGAGAGCUUAUCCCUGCUUAUGUUAAUUUCCUAAGCUUGCACACAGUUUAUUCAAACCGAACGUCUCUAAGGACGCUAAGUAUUUUGCACUAUAAACGCUACUUCAUUGGUGGAUCUCAGUGUUUUUAAGAGAGAAUGAGCUAAGAGAGCGAAUCUCUGAGCCCAAUUAUAAUUAUAUAUCUUUGACUGUUGUUUUCGUAACCAAGCCGCCUACUUUGCCACAGUUCAUUCUUUGUUGGCGUUUUUCUAUAGUUAAUUGGCCCUUUUGUUUACAGAAUACUGCCCAGUCCACUCAACAAACAAAUGAUUAGCGAAUUGUUAGAAUGAAAGAAACCUUUAAAAAGUUAAUCUCUAAAUAAAAGGAUUUUUCUUUUAAAUGAAACAGCUGACUCAUGUACUUAACGCCCUCUGACCUUGUCUGAUUCAUCGAGAUCUAGUUCUUCUUACAGAGUUGUUAUUCCGUCUGUAAAUGAAAACAGUUUAUCCCGUUUUACGGUACUGCGUUAUGUUUUAUUCACUUAGUUCCAACUGCACCUCCUCAGAAUUUUUCCAUCUUUUCUACAAGCUCCACCACCAUAGGCGUCGCUUGGGAUCGAUUGCCAUCGGAACACAGACGAGGAGUUAUCCUUGGAUAUAAAAUAUUUUACGAAAGAAAUGCACGUAUUCAUCGCGUAUCUCGUAGCAUUGAAAGUGGAGAGCAAAUUGCAGAGGCGAACUCAGUUAGAUUGGACAUCGCAGGAUUAGAGAAAUUUACUAACUAUUGCGUUUGGGGUGUGGCAUUCAACAGAAUGGGAAUCGGUAACGAAACGCAAGUUCUUUGCAUAAGCACAGAUGAAGACGGUAGGAAAUAAACUUUCCUUGUUAGUAAUAGAAAGAUCUGAAACGAUCAAAAAUUGUUUUCCCAUUAUUUUAGAAAUCAUUAGAACCUAUUUCUCUUGCUUUGUUGUGUCACAUUUUAUCUCGAUAGAUAACCUCGUCUGGCUUCAUUCAGAACAAGAGUAAUGUCCUGUCUUAAUGGGUCUUAAUAGAAAUAACUUUUUCCUAAGUUUCUCGUAACAUUCUUUGUAGUUCCUCUUGGCUCUCCCUUAAACAUAUCGGCUAACAGUACAAGCUCCAGCACUAUCUACGUUCAGUGGGACACUAUUCCCGCGGAAUUUAUCCCUGGAAUACUUCUAGGCUUCAGAGUAUAUUACGGAAACGCUAUUGAGCCCUUGUCGCAAUACAACAACGUGACGGUAGGAACUGAUCAGUUGAGUGUUGAUCUACUGAAACUUGAAGCGUCUACAAAGUACUGUAUACAGCUGGCUGGUUUUACAAGAAUUGGAGAUGGUAACAGAAGUGCUUGCUUCUAUGUGACAACCGCGGAAAAAAGCGGUGAGUUGUGGUAGGAUUAUGUUAAUUUAUUACGCAUGAGAUGAUACGAAUGUUUCAGUGGAGGGCAGCAUUUAGAGUGACGAUGAGAGGAACAAUGAUUAUGAAGACGACCACGACGAUGCCGUGAUGACGUCAUUGAAGCCGUAAAUGAUAAAAUAUAAGUUGAUCGAACUGAAGGAAAAUGAAUGACGAAGGAGGUGUAUAUAAUAGAAAGACAAUUUACUUUACUGUGUCCCUCUUUACACCGGUGUUUUUAAUAUGAGGGUCUCAGGAAUUAGUCACGCGUUCAUCAGGUCCCCCAGUUCCUCAAAAAUGUAGGAGUGUAACGAUUCAUAUUCCUUGCGGUUCGAUUCGAUUUCGAUCAUUGCCUUUCGAUUUCGAUUAUUUCGAUUCGAUUAUGUAAAUGUUUCUUAAUUCUUAUAACAUAACGCGUAAUGUAAACAACAUGCAGGGACGGGAGGAUUCACAGUCGCUUGGUUCGUCGCCAUGUUUGAGAACCUGACAAAGAGCGUGUCGCACGUAGUUUGCCUUAUUUGGAAAUUCUCAAGGGGUGGUUGAAGGACAGCAUUUUUACCAGGCAACACAAAAUGGUGCACGAAAUGCUAUCAUCUUUGCUCGUCAAUCAUAAACGCACAAUUUAAAGCGUUCUGGAUUCCGCUUUUACAAUAUAAUGACUCACUAAGAGCACCCUGGAAAAGGUAUGCAAAAAUCGAACCAAAAUCGAAACUUGGAAGCAAAGAAUCGUGAAUCGAACCGAACGGUCAUAAGGGAGGUGAGGGGUAAGCCGUUAGCUUGAGAUUUACAUUUGCAACUAUAAUGGUAAGCCAGAGAUUAUUUUGAGGAUCUAGGAGAGGCCACUGGAGACAGUCGUUUUUGGAUUUAGGAAAGCGAGGAAGAGGAGUUACCAACUAGUACUCAUCACUUUAGCCUGAAUAUUGGAAAAUACUAAGGGAUUAGUGGAGAGGCGAUUUUAACGCCUGAUACUCAGGCCAUCAUAAAUUUAAUAUAUAGAUUUAGCCAGGGCUAAAAGCGAAGCUCCCGUUAAUAAAUUCAUAAUUCAAAUCAAACAAUAAACUUGUAAUCCUCAGAUCGGAGCACAUUCAUUUGACUUUUGAGGCAAAGGCUAAGUGAUUUUAGAGAAAAAUAGUUUGACAGUCCAAGAGUGAAACAGCUUUUACAUCGAGUUAUUAAAUAGUCUUAUUUGUAUACCCAAAAAUAGCAAUCAUGUUCGAUCACAGUAGAUUAGGCCUGGAAAACAAAUAGACCUACCUAUUCGUGUAUUGUAUUUGCAUUAGCUGUUGCAUCAAAAUGUGGCAUUCACCAGUCUCUCCAACAUUGCUCCGUUUGAGAGACUAUGAAUAAUUGGACAACCCCGAAAUAUAAUUUUAAGAAACAAACGCGCCACGAUAGUCCUUGGUGGCAGCCAAUUUACACGUUGCAUUCCUCUGUCUUAAGAGAGGCCAAAAUAAAAAAUCAGGCCGGAUUUUUUGUGUUCGACAAGUUUAGUUUACUAGUAAAUCUUGGCGACGAAUCUGGUGGCGUGUAAACCAGCCUUUUAAACAUACUUUUUCUCAUCUCGUCUCAGGUAAACAGUACUAUGAGGCCCUUUUUUUAUCAUACAGACCUCGGACAAAAUUUGUUCUUUUUUGCCCUAUUUAAACCUAUAAUUCUGCAGUUUUUCACAAUUUUGCAAGAGAAUUUACACUCAUUCAAUAUCCACGACGAUCAAAGCACGCUCUUCCUUUGCACAACAAAUUAUAGCAUUAAAUUAAAAAACGUUUUCAUGAAGAGAAUUCUAUAAUGCCGGGACUUUUCAGUUAGAAAAAUCUGGUCCUAUGUGAUAUGCAGGGUAAUAAUUAUGGGCUUUUAAUAAAAACGAUAAAAAAAUUCCCGAAAUCACUUUUGGGCCAGCCGGACGGGUCUCACUUUUGACAGGCACCAAAUUUGCAGUGCGAUUAAUAGAAUUACCAUUUCCGCUUCAACAUGAUAGAUAAAUUGUUAUGUUUAGUUUUUAUUUCCCUUUAUUAAACUGUGGAUGGUUUUGUUAUGUGUAAUCUUUAAAAGUGAGUGAUAUUUACGCGCGGCGUUUUGAGUAUUCCUGCAUGCGAUGUUUAUGUUCGACUGGGAACAAUAAAAAUUGCGACGGAGACUACUAACAAUCAAUAAAAUAAAUAUAAUUCGGUGAAACAUGUGCAGAGACAAUAAUUUUAAUUGACGAAGAGAAGUAUUGAAAGUAAAGUGUCUCUGAAAAUCAUGAGUCAGGUAAGCAUCAGCAUAUUUAUGUUUUAAGCCGGCUUCCCGGUGUUGGCUCUUUUUCAAGAUGAACUCGAGGCAAGAAAAUCGCUCAGAGCUUUCUGUUUACAGCCAAAAUCACAACUAAAUAAUCUUCGGAACCUUUUCUUUGAAUUUGUGGUCAAAAAGUGUCUAAAGGUUUUUUAAACCUGAUAGUAUUGUAGGUUAGAUCAUUGCUCGUGUAUAAACUUACGCCGCAUAAACCAUACGCUCGACUUCAGGAAACCGAAAAAAAAAAAAAAAACACACAUCAAAGACAAUAAUUGCUCAGGCUUACCAGUCGAGAUGCUGCUUCUGAAGGUCAUCAAGUGUUCCAGAAUCGCUUGAGACUUUUCAACCCUCUUACGCCUCAAGCAAGGGCCAGUGAGUAAGCUCAUUUUUGAAAACGAUGCCAUCCGAAAUCGGAUUUCCAGUGACAAGCGGUGCACUUGUCAACAAAAAGCGCAAUAAACAAACCAGUCAUGAAUUACAGAACAAUCUUGAUAGCAGCUGUAUUUCAUUUUGUACACCAAGUAGAAAUAGCCAGUUUAAAGCAUCACAAGAUGGCACAAAACUCUGUCAGCUCCAGCUAUCAGUAAGCAAGUUUCCAGACGCCUCAUAAAUUUUCCGCAUGAACUCACCUGUCAAAUUUUGACCAAUCAGAACACAAAAAUUGGACGUAGAGCGUGAUCAGCGCGUGACAGUGAGAAAAGUCAAAAGUGAUUGCCUUCCCUGCAUGUAAAUGUAAAAGCCGGUUGAAUUUUCGCGUCGAAGGUUAGUUCGAAAUCAACAUUUUAAAAGUGCGGCUCAUGAACACGACUUAUUUCAUAUGCAUUUAAAAAAAAUUGAUCUUGAGCCUGCGAUAAUUGAAAAAUAGCAACUUGUCAGCGGAUACACUCGAACUCAGUGGGUCGAUACCUGAGCCCGCGAUAGGGUCAGGCGAUACUGGUCAGCAGAAACACUAUUUUGACAGCUGUCAAUUAAUCAAAACAUGGUUGUACAAUAUCAGGUUGCAGGCUCCCAAACUAGCUAGAAAGUGUGAGAUUAAAUAUUGGUAUGCUUGUGGUGCGGACAAACGGAAGGUCGGGUGGUCGGUGUACGGUCACGUGAUUGCCGAAUUUUCUAAGAUGGAUAGAUUUUCUAAGCUAUGAGGCUUCGAACUGAGCCCGUGAUCAAAUAAAAUAUCAGCGCAAAACUUUAAACACUACUUGACCUCAAUGGAUAGACAAAUGAGCCCGCGAUACACUCAGGUGAUGAUGGUCAGCGUCUACUCUAGUUUGACAGCUGUCAAUUAACCUUCAUUAGAAUGGCGAAUAUUCGAAUUAACAGACUACGAGUGUGAGUAAGGCAUAUCCGUCCGGCAUGUAGUGUAUGUACGCUACGUCAUAACCAAAUUUUCUCGGACGGAUAGUUUACCAAAUUUUCUUACCCAUGGUGCUCCGCUGCGCGCGCGCUUCGCGCGCGCGAGGAGCUCCGGUAUGAUUUAUUUCUACUCACUUUCGUUAAUAAAAUACUUACUUUCCUUUUCUUAGUUCGCAUCAGCAUUCCACAACCACUCGUAGAAAUGUACUACAGUCCAACUGCUGUUAAAGUGACGUGGGAAAUUCUUAAUAACAAUAGGGCCAUCAGCGGAUAUAAACUUCAUAUUGUAGAAACUGGAAGGUCGCGUGAACCGCCUUUGGCCCCAUUCGAGAAAAUAAUAAAGAUACAAAAUGCCUCUCAGACGUCUUUAGUAAUUUCCAACCUUUCCAUAUUCACAAGAUAUCAGAUUCGCAUGGCAGCCUACAGUUACAAAGAAGUGGGAGAUUUCAGUUUUCCUGUUAUUGCUGGUAGGUUGUUUUUCCUUUUUUUUUUGCAUUUGCCCAUAUUCCCAUCCAGUAGAAGCCGAGUCCUGCAGUUGUUUUACCGUUCAUUCAAAAUAAUUCCUCUUUUAAAACAGGUUCCCGUUUGUUUGCUCCUCGUUUCCUCAGGAUAAACAUCUAGCUGGAUUUUUUGAAACGUUAUCGCCAAAUGGACCUUUUGUGUCAAACAGUUAUUGAGCAACCAUUGCUUUUUUCUCCUCUACGACUUUCUACCUCCUCGCUCUUUCGUUUUCUCCUUUCCCUUUCCUUCGAAUUCGUUAGUGUGAUUUUGGAGAUUAUCGGCCGAACAAACCCGCUUUUUGAGGCCUUUUUACUCAAAUGAUGGCAAAUUUCUUUAGGCUGGUUUUCAAAAACAGUCAACUAGACAUGUAAAGGGAUCUUUACUCUAACGGAUAUUUUUCAAAUAUGGUUAAUUUCCGGUGAGAUAUAUUUUGCUGUUUUUUUCUAUUUUAUAGGCCAAAAUUUGGCUAUUUCUUCUUCGUGAAACGGGUGAAAUUUCUCGUCAUUUCCUCUAGACCUGCCAAAACAACUGAGCUAACGCAACCUCAUCCCCAGGCCUUACCGGUUUCAGCCCCUUCCUUUGUCGAUAACUUGUACUUGGCUUGCUUGUCUUGCUUUUCACAUGACGUCACGAAAAUUCAAACUAAGAAACUAUCGAUUGUUCUGACUUUCUACUUUCAUGAAGUAUUACAGCACCUAAACACCUUUAUGCAAACAAAUUUUCGGCUUGAAAGGGUUCUCCGUUUUGCGAUAGAGGACGCUUGAUUUUCCAGGCUUUUGCGUGAGGCGGCAUUCAGCUGAAGGCCAGGAAAAGGUCUUAUGUAGGGUAAAAACAUUACCGAUUUUGGGAGAUUUUGCUAUCUAAACGUUCCCUGUCUGAGAAUAAACAUUACUUUUAUCUUCAUGAGUUCCUCAAGCGAAGAAUUCACGCAUUAGUAGGGGAAAUCAAAAUCAGAUGUUUCUGUUAGUUAAUGAUGGCCAUAUUUGUACCCCUGAAAGGGACACAAACAUGACGUCUCCAUACAAAGCUUUAAAAAUUUGGGUAAAAAGGUUUUUCCGAAUAUUUCGGAAACUAAAUAUUGCACAGAAAUGAUUCUUGGCAAGGCUCUUUGCAUAUUUAUCUUCUUUCAUUUCCCAGAUUCUAGACUUUCGGUAUUGAAUAGUCUGCAUUUUUAUUUUUGAUGGCGUGACAAUGAAAACAGAGAAUUGCCAGAACUGACACUGUUAUAUUGGAGGGAGCAAAACGCCAGCUGGUUAUGAAAAAUUGAAUAAAUUAUAGUAUAAAUACCAGUAUUAAUAAAAGUAUUGAUAUAAGUAUUAUUAAUUGGACAGUUAAUAGUUACGUUCAUGAAACUCAAGUCGUAUUCAAACUAAUGUACGCCAGUUUUUGGCCGUUGUUUGUUUGUCCUUUUUUUUUUUCGCUAUAGGAACUUGCGUUUGUCCUCAAUACUUUUCAGUGACCGCACGCCCUUCACCGCUGGACAAUGGUGGAUCUCGUGGGCUGACCGAACUUAUCGCUGGAAAUAUAAAAAAAUCAUGCGGCUUCUGUAAAGAGUAUGGCGAAACAGUGCUAAAUUUUUCCAAAAGCGACGAAGGAGAAUCAAGCCUUACUUUUCCUGUUUCUGUGACAACUCCGAGAGGCAGCGAAUUUAGCAAGUUUGUCGCUAUAUUAGAGGUACCUGGCGUUGUGGUCAUAAGGCGAAGAAAUCAUAAGUCCAGUCAGGGUUAUUAUGAAGAGGUCAUAACUGGCUCAUUUCUUGACAAAUGGUCGUUCUUUACUGUUUGUCUGCUGGCAAUGUACGCAGCUGGAGUGAUUCUUUGGUUUUUGGUGAGUUGAUUCCAUAUUGAAAUCCUAGCUAUGAUGACUCUUUGAAGCAGAGUAAUUUUUUCUGUCUUCGUUCUGUCCUCUGAAUGAAUCUUUCUUUGGAAGAACCGAAACCCGCAGUUAGCAUCGAUUGAAACCAAGCAAUCUAUAAUAAUAAUAAUGAUGAUGAUGAUGAUGAUGAUGAUGAUAAUGAUAAUAAUAAUAAUAAUAAUAAUAAUAAUAAUAAAAAUAAUAAUGAUGAUGAUGAUGAUAAGUAUAAUUAUGAUAAUCCCUUGUUUUACCCUCGGCAGUAUUUGUAGCACUUGUGCCAGUGGGGCCAAGCAAAUGUCUGAAACAAAUAUUUCAAAUGAAACUUAACAGGGUUAAAAAAGGCCAACUGGCAGGAGGCAAACCAGUUGGUUAUUUACAAGCGUGGCCGAGGAUUUAAACUCGGGACUACCGAGAACAAAUCCAGCUAACAGUCAGAGCGGGACUUGAACUCGGGACUGCAAUUCCAGCUCUCUAACUGCUCGGCCACCCUACCUCCACUAUUCUUAUCAUUUUAGUUCGCUAAUUCUUUAUACCAAAUGAACCUUUCUUGGGAGGAAUCGAAACCUUCAAUUAGCAUCGAUUGAUACCAAAAAGAAUUAUCAUCAUAUUCCUAUUAUUCCAUUUUAGUUGCUAAUACUUUAUACCAAGAGAUACUAGCAAGCAACUUGAAGAUUAACUGAACAUGAAUUGUUUUUAAUAAAGACACCCAUGUUUUACUCCUCGGCCAAAUUCAUAUCUCAAUGUCAACUGGAAAGAAAUAAUUAAAAUGAAACAUUGGAUAUGGCCAGAAUUUAAUUUCACGCACGCGCGGUAGCAGUGGACACUUAGAAAAAAUACCAACAGAAAACAAUGAACAUUUUACAAAGAAAUGUAAAAAAGGAAAAACAUUUGCGAUACAGCAAGCCGUGCGAUAUACCUCAACACUAGGUUGCGAUUGAGACUGAAAGGUUGAGUUAUUUAGACCUUAGUUUUGACAAACUUAAACUCGGCCUACCUUCAAAUCUCGAGCUUCCCAGAAUGGACAUAAAAAUACGAAAAAAUUACCUGCGUCUUCCAUAUGAUUCUAUUGCAAAUGGAGCACCGCCACCUCGAUUAACCUCUUUUCUUCAGUAAUUAAUGACAAUUUCGCUGGGGAACUCUCUUAGGUUGCGAUGAAAUCUUCAAGUCUUGUCUUUCUAUCGUGAGUUUUUUUGUCCACAAAAAAAGCAUAUUCUUCCUAGCCACGUUUAACGAAUUUACUACACGGCUUAAAUCCAAGACCUUCGCUCUACAAUAUCUCGGCCAAAAAUCAUCUAAAUUGUCUCCAAAACCUCUUGUUCGAAAGUUUAUUUCUUUGAGGUUUCGUCGCCAUCUUUGGUUGUUGCAAUAUUUUCGAUCAGCGGCCUUUAUUUGACGAUAACCAAAUAUGUAUUUGACCACUCGAACUUUCCGAACAUUAUGAGUCCGGGAAUCACAGUAAAAACCAGUGGUUAAAAUCAUUGUGAAACAGUCUGAAUGUAAGUCGUGCGAAAUUUGACGGGCGAGAUUUCUGAACAUGUUAAGAAUCCUUCCUUGCAGAAGGCAAAGCAUUUGUGUAGAGUGUAGAGUGAAAAAUGCGGGUUCAACGAUGAGGGCUGGGGAGGUCGACUUCAACUCGAGAGUUCCGGACUAGCACGCCUCUUCCCCUGUUUGGACAUUCUUUCAUGGUUUUUCUUCUUAUAUAAUGAUUUCUGUUUUAGGAAACUAAAGGAAAUUCUGGUGAGUUACCAAAAUGUUUCUCCAAAGGAGCCUACGAGGGAUUCUGGUGGGCCUUUAUAACCAUGACUACGGUGGGGUAAGUAGAGGACAUGUGUAAUAUUUUCCCUCUGUAAACGGGUAACAAUCUUUGAGGCGGUUUGCGUGUCAUAUUGCGUCGCCUGGCGCCAAUGAAUCUUGGUAGAGCCACCCAUGUUGGGCAGAUCGAGGGGUAGGGUUUCAAAAGAAGAGUGAUCCCAGAGGGCCGAUAUCUCUCCACGCUAAAAAGCAAAUGCACAGAAACUGGACGCAGAGAAAAUACACCAUUUGGGAGGCACCAUUGACUCACCUCCUAGUGGCAGCUCAUAGUGUGAAUAGUGAAUGGUGAAGUGAAACCCAAAACAUAUUUAUAUGCACCCCAAUGCCCACACAGGUUAUAAAAAGGGGAGGUACUCUAUUUGAAGGGCAACUACCUAACAAUGAAAAAUAAGCAGUUUGUAUUCAUUAAAAAUAAUGUUAUCAUAACAUAAUAAAUUUGUUGGAUUUAAUUGUCUCACACCACAGGCGGACCGCUGUGUGGCCGUUCUUGUUAUGAAAAUUUGAGCAUCCCAGUAUCAAUCUCGAUACUAAUUAGAAUAAAUACAGAUGAACAUUACGGUGGCUUCAAUUUACUCCAAAAUACAGAUUUGAGCUUAAAUUUCCAAGAGAAAUUCAAACAAAAUGCCAACUAAUAGUCACAUGUCAUGUUUAAAGCGUUAUUUAGUUCUAUCUGUGCUAACACCUUUGUUAUCUUCUGUAGUUAUGGUGAUCGCUGCCCGAAAUCCAACCUUGCUAAAGCUUUUGCCAUUGUAUGGCUUCUUUCCAGUGUCGUACUUUUGUCACUACUGAUGGGUGAAAUAUCCGCAGCUUUGACUGUUAUGGUGAUUCAAACAGAAGCAGGAGGUCCUAUGGGUGGUGGAAAUAAGGUUACUAGCCGUAUUAAAUACAAUUUUAACGUUAUAAAAAUAACGCACCAUAACUCAAUUCAAAUUGAGUUUGGGAAUGUAAAACCUAAAAGUACAAAAUAUUUAACACAUUCACAGUGUCCGUAAAACCUUAGCAAAGAAGCUGCAGCUGCAUACCCGCCUCGGUCAGAGGAAAUCUUAACAAUAAAGACGAAUCAUCUAGUGAACCAUGACUGCGAAGUCAGCAGAGAGGAAACCUAGCACAGCCAUCAAGCUAUUAGCCUCCCUCGCAGACGUUCUUAAGGGGUUCGUCACGCGUUCCUGCCCGACUAAUGUCUGCUGAAGCGAAAGAUAAAUUCCUUUCCCAUUGUUCGCAAAUAUCAGCUGGAGAUCGCAUGCAGAUUAUCAGAGAUCUAAUCGGCGAUAUUGAAGUCAAAGUGUUGACAAGCCAAACACAUACGUACAAGCUAGGUAGAGUGUCAUAUGUGAGUAAAGAUUUUUGCUCCAGACAAGAAUCUAGGAGAUAUGCGUUGGCUUUUUGUAUAUUUCUCUCAGUAAAGGCUGGAUUAAAUGUCAUCUGCUCAUAAAGUUGUUCUUUGGGUGAUGCAAUGACAGGGUUACCUUGUAACUGAACAAAGGCAGAAUUUUUUUCACACUUUACUGUUUUGUAGUAAAGCCGACUUCCGUUCAGCAAAUUCUUAACCUCCGAGGUAAUUUUUAUUUCAUGAGAUUGUGAGGGUAGCCUCUAGUACGAACGCUUGUGAGUUAACUGAGUAGUUUGUUCUAAAACUUUAAGGUCUUCACCUUUCAUGAGACCUUUCUGAUCUUUUCUGGAGCUAAGUCAAGUGCGAGAUUUCUCAAGGUCCAGAGUGCACUUCCCGGAUGUGGAAGUCUACUGUGAUUGGUCUUCGUUUUUUCCGCUCAAAUCAGCAGACGUUAGUGGGGAAGGAACGCGUCAGGAACCCCUAAAAACGUCUGCGUGGGAGGCUAUUAAGCUAUUAGAAAGUUUCGAUACCUUUAACACAGGGCUAACUAGAACAGAUAUCUAUUCAGAAUUUUUCAUGAACUUUAUUCCUUUUGCAACACUUGCAAAAUUUUCCAUAGUUGUGCGAAUUUUACUGACAUGGUUUUCCUCAUAUUCGCUUCGAGACAACAAUAUAUUGGGGUCGAUAUGCAUCAAAUGCUCCGAGUCUGUUACAACCUCGAGUUUAUUUGCACAACGCUAGCCAGUUGUACAUCUCAUUCUUAAAAUCUCGGCCAUGCACUCUGAUUUUAAUUGGGUACUUUGGAUUUGUAAUGAAGUUUCACUAAUUGCCCACGUUAAAAGAACUAUUUGUAAUCCUUCUUAGUAUAAGCAGCUGCAGCAUAUUAUUUACAUUUUCGAAUUGGCAGUCUGCAAAUUGGUUGCUUUUUUAUUUACAGGCAGCAGCUGUUACCAAUUCAACGGAAGAAAAGCUGGCAUUGGGACCUUUAAGUAGCAAAUUGAAGCUAAGUACGUGAGCCAUUUGGCUUCCCUGUGUGGAAUUUUGACUGGAGUGCUCACUUAGGGCGUGUUUAAAAAAGUCCAAAAUGAAAAAACAACAAAAAAAGUUUCCCCGAGAAUACACCAUCAGCUAACAUCUAACAUUGUCCAACACCAUCCAAAUCCGUUUAAGAACGUCCAGCACACCACUAUCCAUCUAACACAAUCAAACGCCAUCCUAUACCAUGCACCACCGAUCAAAAACCGUUUCAAAACCAUCCACCAAAGUCAAACGCCAUCAAAAAACGUUGCAAACCAUCCAACAGCGUUCACUACCGUCCAACCACGCAACACUGUCCGACAACAACAACCAACAACCAGCUUUAUUUGCAUGACCAUACAAGCACAUACAGUAUUGCAAAAGCUACGUUUAGGAAUCAAAAUUACAACACAGGUCAAUUAUGUUACUUUGAUAAUAAUAGGUCACGAACAUCAAAACAAGCUGAAAUAUAUUUUAUGAAUUGUAUAUUGAUAAAGCAAUUAGCUGUAAUUAGAAGAAUUCAUCAGUUCAUUGAUCAAACCGUUUAUAAGUAAUUGGGUAAUAUUUGGAAUGAGAGUCUUGACUUUAUAGUAAAAUUUAUUGCUAAUCAUAGAGUAUGUAGGACAUUGAAAAAGAAAGUGAACUUCGUCUUCUAUUACAUUGCAUCCAUAAAAAGGGCAAUGCCUAUUAUCCUGCGUAGUCUGAUUAUAUCUGCCUAUCUCUAUCAUUAGUUUGUGAUUGCUUAUUCGUAGUUUUACUAAAGCCCUUCUCCCAGCUGUCCCUGUUAUUGAGUCUAAGUAACUAGAGGAGGUAUAAUCGGUUUAAAAGAUCUAUAAAAUUCAAGUUUUUGAGAAUGUUGAAAGUCGAAUGACAUUAAAAAAGCUUGUUUGACGAGAGAUUCCUUAUCUUUAGACUGUAUACACAAAGUGUAUUUGAGAAUUUUUUGAAUGAUAGUGAUAUUUAAAGGAAAACGACCAAGCUCUGCUCUACAAGCUAUAUUAGAAGCUUUGUUGUUUACCUCCAAGUAUCGUUUACAAAAUUGAAGGUGUGCCUUCUCGAUUUGUGAGCCGUCCCAGGUCUUAAAGUCUGGUUUGGCAUACACACCCCAAGUUUCACUGUUACAAUGUAUGUUAGAAUACGGGAGAUCAUAGUAUCAAAUAUUUUACAGACGAGAGCUGCUUCUAGUUGUUUCCAAACUCGCCCAGCAAAGUCCACAAACAUCCAAUACCUUCAACACUGUUGACCACCAUCCAACACCAUCAAACAAUAUCCAGCAGCAUUCAACACCAUUCAAUAACAUCCAAAAACGUCACUGAAACCCCAUCCAAAACCGUCCAACAUUUUUCAGGAAUGUUUAACACCAUCUAACAUUAGUAUUCACCAAAUCAGUGGAUAGCAAUUUUCGCGCGUUUUGAUUGGCUCCCGUAACUCGGAAUAUCCUUCAGUUGGCUAAUCACAGUUUUGCGCCCGGAGCCAAGAUGGUGUCUCGUUUCGAGACAUUUCGUAAAGACGAAAUUUGAGCGAUAAAUGAAGCAUUCGUACAAACAAAUGCCAAGAAAGCGACGAACUUUGGCUUGUCGGUGAUUUUUACUGGUAGAACUUUGCCAUAAUGGAGGCGAUUAUGGCAGGUGCAUACUCCCUUAGGCGAUUUCUUCAAAAAAACUCAUGGUACAGAGAAACACAGCGAUAAAUGAAAAACGUAAUGGCAUCAUUACGUUGUCAUGGCGACUCCGAUUGCAAUAAAAUCCAGAUCAUAAGAAAUUGUCAUCUUUAUACAAUACAGUUGUGGUAACCUUUUUUCCAUAUCUUUACUCAUGCCGACGUAGUUAAUGCUCAAACUUGGGAGGUAUCAACCCCAAAAAAUCCAGUCGAGCCACCUUAACAACAUUUCAAAGGAAUCAAUUACGUUACUCCCAACACAGGCAGCCCAAGCUCACGUCACGUGAAAGGAUUAGAUUAAUUAUCAGCGGUGUGCGAGCCGGGACGUGACUGUUCAACGAAAGCGGUAUUGGGUUACAUGGCGGCCGUGAAUUUAUAAAGGAUUUGUAUGGGAAUCCACGUUAUAGAUUUAGGAAGAUAAAUACUCGUAGAAAUUCUCAAUAAAAAACGUCUUACCUUAUUUACAUGGUGUGUUCUUGCUUGCUGUGUGGUUAUUUUCCCGAUCCGGUGCGAUUUUAGCGAUUUUUUUCAUUUCUGAGUUUCCACUACUAAAGAGAGAGCAAGGCCGAACACUUCCAAUCUGGACAGCCCGCCGAACGAAGCCAAAAAUUCCAGGUUAAAAUAUCCCCACGGCCAAAAUUCCACCGCAGAAUCCAACUACAAAGGUUAAACUUUCAUUUCAACUUUCUAGCCACGCAAUCGCAUCCCUGCGAGCGACGCCAGGCGGCAGUUUGUUUCCCCGAUGAAACAGUAAAACGUUGGGCCAGAACCGCGUACAAAUCCACCACGACACAACGACCGUUGAAAUCGGCUUGGUAACCUCGUCACGUUGACAAACAAAGACUCACGGGGUACACUAACGCAAAUUGUCAACAUGAACCUUCCUGAAAUAAAUAUGUGUAGCAUUUUGAAGGAGUUGCCAGGGUAAUUCCCUUUGCAAAGAGGUGAUAAAAUGUUCUGUGGCCAACGAACAAUUUCCUUCUCUGAUUUCUGAUACAGCGGACAAAAAUGCUGGGUCUUGCUGUCGCAUAACCACCGUUAAACCGAAACGAUGAGCCACAGCAAAGUCAAACAACGGGGAAAAAAACAUGAAGUGGCCUUCAUCAAAGAGAUUUGGUACAGGUUGCAGCUGAAGGAAUUCGUCAAUAAGUAUGAUUUGCUUUCCUGCAAAAGGGAGAUUCUUGCAAUCAUCUGUCGCUAAUUCGUGAUGCAGAAAAUUGACAAGUUCAAACAUCCUCUGAGAGGACAUGCUCGCCUCGUCCCAGAUGAUUACAUCGAUGGCCUUUAUUCUGUCUCGUAUUAAAGAGUUCUCGCAAGAUCGAUCAAUAACUUCCCGCCAAGGCAACUCCGCAGUCGAAAGGCCGUAGUAUGAGUGCACUGUUGACGCUUCGCCACGAUCGUAUACUUGGCAAGCAAUGCCGCUAGAACAUAUGACAGCUACCUUUUUCCCACGUGCUUUCGCUGUUCCGAUUAUCGUUUUCACCACCUCGCUUUUCCCGACUCCAGCCUGGCCAGUAAUUGAUAAAUUAUGGCCUUCGGAGGCAAACUUUACUAUAGUAUUCUGGUCCUCGUUGAGCUUCACCCUAAAGUUGAAAAAUUAAGAGUGGAUGAAUGCCCGGGGGGGGGGUACUCGCAGAAAAAUUGGGUAGGGGUGUGCGGCCCGCUUCCCAAAACCCUUACCCUAUUUAUGACCAAAAUCUGCGAUUUUCCCUACCCUAUUUAUGACCUAACCAAAAAUUUGAUACCCUAUUUAUGACCUGACCCUUAAAUCAAUACCCUGUUUCAGACCUGCCUUAUAAUUAUUUCCCUAGUUCAGACCAAUGUUAAAGGCAAUGUUUAUCUGCUUUUAUUAGGUUAGGGGGACAUGAUAAGGAAAUAGCUUCUUCUAAAAAAGUGCAUUCAAGACUACAGUGCAAAAAUAGUUUCCCUAUUUAUGACCAAAAUGGCGGCAAAAUAGGCAAAAUCGAUACCCAAUUUAUGACCAAAACGGCUGAAAAACCCUACCCUUUGGGGCCGCACAUACCUAUAUAGCCCAUAUUAGUGAGUACCCCCCCGGGGGAUGAAUGUCACUUCCAUCGCUAGCUCGUAGAUUACAAAGACAACGAGGUGCCAAAAUAUCAUUCCUGAACUUGAAGAUUCAAACGCUUGAAUAAAAAAUAAACGAAAUAAACAUUAGACUUACAUGACUGAACGCUAAAGAAAUCUGUCCUGAAUUUCCAGAUGAUCACAUCGUAAUAAGAAACAAAUCUCCACGUAAUAAGAAUAAAAUCUCCAGCUCCACGUAUUUAUCCCCCUGGGUUUCCUCUGAGUUUGCAUAAACUUUCGUCACACGACACGGCGCGAUUUUGAUUGGUCGAUUGAGACAAUGCGGUAUUGUCGAUUCGACCCGAGGGGACCCAGGAUGAGAACAGAAAUUCAUGUUGACAAUUUGCGUUAGUGUACCCCGUGAGUCUUUGUUUGUCAACGUGACGAGGUUACCAAGCCGAUUUCAACGGUCGUUGUGUCGUGGUGGAUUUGUACGCGGUUCUGGCCCAACGUUUUACUGUUUCAUCGGGGAAACAAACUGCCGCCUGGCGUCGCUCGCAGGGAUGCGAUUGCGUGGCUAGAAAGUUGAAAUGAAAGUUUAACCUUUGUAGUUGGAUUCUGCGGUGGAAUUUUGGCCGUGGGGAUAUUUUAACCUGGAAUUUUUGGCUUCGUUCGGCGGGCUGUCCAGAUUGGAAGUGUUCGGCCUUGCUCUCUCUUUAGUAGUGGAAACUCAGAAAUGAAAAAAAUCGCUAAAAUCGCACCGGAUCGGGAAAAUAACCACACAGCAAGCAAGAACACACCAUGUAAAUAAGGUAAGACGUUUUUUAUUGAGAAUUUCUACGAGUAUUUAUCUUCCUAAAUCUAUAACGUGGAUUCCCAUACAAAUCCUUUAUAAAUUCACGGCCGCCAUGUAACCCAAUACCGCUUUCGUUGAACAGUCACGUCCCGGCUCGCACUCCGCUAAUAAUUAAUCUAAUCCUUUCACGUGACGUGAGCUUGGGCUGCCUGUGCUCCCAAUAGAGCUGAGUGAAGCUGCCUUACAUUUUGGAUCCAGUUUGUACUUACACCAUUCAACAACAUUCAUCGCUGUCCAAAACGUUAUCAUUUAGGAAUUAAGAUUACCUUUAUGAUAGCCACUGCAUAUCUGUUCAGUGGCUUCAGAGCCAUUUUUACAUUUUGUCAGUAAUUUUAGGUUUUUGUUUAAACUUUUAUUGGAGGCGUGUUGGCCAAUUAUCUACAUGUAUACACUUCCAUCUUUGUAUCUAUAGAGGUUCAGCCUUGGGGUCGCUUUUUUUCAGACGAGAAACGUUUGCCCAAUUUUGUCUCUCUUCACCCAGUUGUGUACAUAGAGUAUCCCUGAAAUUUGCUAGUAUCCCAUCCAGGCGGAAGAAGUUAUACUCCUAGGUUCUUGAACCUACAAAACUUAGUUAAAUUUUGUAAAAAGUUGAAGCUGGCUUUACUGUUUCCAAGUCGAUAAGAGGAUAGUGUUCAACGACAAGUCUUCGAAUAGUAGCUACACAAAUAACAGUUCUGUGCUGUACUUUAAAAUAAAAUAAAUAUCUUUUUGUCCUCCCCUUAAGGAGGGCACAAAGAGAUAAAACGGAAAACACCGUCUGUCCCCUUCAGGCUAUAAUGACAUCCCAUAUGAACGUGAUCAUUGAAGCAGCAUAGCGAGGUUUUUUCCCUUGUAGUGUCAAAGGUCGAUAAACUAUACAAGAACGUAUGAGAAAAAAACGCCGAAAAAUGUCAGAAAAAGUCAGAUGAAAGAAUUACGCAGAGAAAGUGUUAUAGGAUGAAAUGAGUACAACUGAUUCAGAUAUCCAGGUGUUUUUUCCAUUCGCAAAGUUUUUUAUGGCUUCUUUAUAAUCCGACUGUAAUUUUAUUUUCUCUCUUAGCUAGUACAUAUUCAACCGUGGAGAUGCUUGUGAAGUCGCUCAAGGAAGGCGAGGUGGACUACACUCUUUUUUUUCUAUAAGAAUAUAUUUUAUAAGAAUAUCGAGGCUGAAAUUUGCGAAAUCUUAAGAAUACUUUAAGAAUAAACUCCAGGCUGAGAUUUUGAAAAGGAUAAUUUCGUGUGGUGAAAAUCUGUAAAUACAAUACAAAUAUACGUUUUCAAUUUAUUCCUUUCUUUAAACGGCAAAACUAGCUAACUAUAUUUAACAAAACUAUAAUUGAUACCUUAAUAUAUUCUAAAACGGAAAUGUCAUAAGCUAUUAUUAAGAAUAAUACAAGAAUAUUUACAGCCUAAAAUCGGCGGAAAAAUAAGAAUAUUCAGCCUGGCCCGGGAAAACAAUAUUCUUAUAAAAAAAAAAGAGUGUAUGUGGUUGUUGACAUGUACAUCCCAGUCAAGCGGAAAGACUUGUUUAAUGGCACUUGGUUCGAAAUUGCAGCUUUUCUGGAAGCCAAUAUUAACCAUGGGGUCAUUCUACAGGGAGAUGCAUAUAAACUCGCUUCCAAACUGCAGGAGAUGAUAAGACAUGACAAUGUGCAGACCAAUUUUCUUAAAAGCAGUGAAGAUGAGGAGGUUGGGUCACAGUUAUUAAAUAAUAAUAAGCAUUAGUGAAUGAACGCUGAAUGAGAAAACAGGGAAUUCAACACGUUUUUAAUCCCUGGUCUGCAGGUUACUAAAAUGCUCUUUAUAACUAAUGCUGUUACUGUCUACAGCUCCUUGCAAACGAACGCAACAUUGUUGGAUGAUACAUGUUGCGUCCGUUUGCACACCCUGUUGCACUCUGUUGUGCAAAGUUUGAAACUCAAACUUUUGAUACACUUCACAUGAGCCCGCUUGACCGGGACCAUUUUAUGAGAUACUUCAGCCCGGUUUCCGAGAUCAGAAAAGGCCAAAGAUCCUUUCCCCCAAGAGAAACUAAGAUUUGGAACUCCUUAGAUAAAUGCCUGGAAAGCGUGAACUUUUAAGAGAUCACUUACUGUUUGAUUGACUUAAUAGUUGAGAAAAAAUAUAAAUAAAGGAGUUACCAUUGUGUAUUGUGAAAAUAACAAAAAAACACUCUUGUUUAAGAGAACCGUACAAAUCAUGUUUACAACUAAGGCCUUUUUUGUCAUUGUUCUUUUCAAUAUUUAUCCAUCUCUGAUCAGUUAAUUCAGCGGCUUAGUUUUUCUAGAUAGUUAGCGCUGAAAAAAAUGAGCAAGAGUUACAUUCCGUCAAUUAGUUUAAAUCUUCCAAUCAUGACAAGAAAUAUCUAGGUCAAUAACAUUGCGAAAAACAAAUCGGCGGCUUUGGCAGCCACACUAAAGUGGACAGAAGAUUUCGAUCACUAAUCGAAGGCAAAAUCCCCUCCCCCUUCCGUAUUUAGAAUUAUACAAAACAGAAACAUACAGAUGCCAAAUGCAAUAAAUACCAAAUGGUAUCCACAAGAGAAAAAAAUAACUACAAUGACGUCAUAAAACAGUCACAGUGUAUUAUCAACCUGUUCUAGUCUUCUUUAGAUUUACACAGUACUGAAGUCAACUUCAUCCAAUAAAUGUUAAUUUCAACCCUUUUACUAAUUUUGUUUUUAAUUAUUUUUGACAGGAAAUUAGCCAAAUGGAGUCUAAAGAGUCUCUUUUCUUUGACCCCACCAGUCCUUUCUUUGAGUACAUUCUAUUUUCUUGCCUGUGUUCCCUCGGUUUUUUGUUGGUCUGCGGUCUAUUGUAUCAAGUCCUCUACCGUAAACGUAAAUCUUCGCAAUGUAAGUGUGAUAUAUUUCUAUAAGAACACUACAUCGAUGGCUCUCGGGGGAAAUUUCACAUUUGCUUUUAGAUAUUUAACUAAUGGCCUUACGCCCGCUUUCUUCUUACACAAGUUCUACAACUCGCGGGUUUUUAUGCUUAGAACACCAGGAGUAAGAAUCUUCACCGUGUCCCCCUUCGGGGCAAGAGCGUAAAAUGAAUUACUCUACUUCUACCUAAGGGUUGAUUUCCACUGUCGCGUAAUUUUUCCUCGCGAUUAACGUACGUAAAAUUGACGUACGUAAAUGAAAUAGAGGCAAUGUAUGAAAGGCCACGCGAAGUUCAACUUUUACGUAUACGCCUGACAUUCCACACAAUUUCUCUAUUUUAUUUACGCGCGUAAGAUUUACAUCUGUACGCACGGAAAAAUUACGUUACAGUGGAAAUCCACCUUUAGGUUAUAUGCUCACACUAUAACGGAUAGCUUUUAGUGGCGUCUCGAAAAGCUAUAGUUUACAGUCAAGGAUAGCUUCGUCAUAUCCAGCGAAAUGUUCCAAGCUGCUCAAUAUUUUUGCAAGCGCAGUUUCUAACUACACGCACUGUGUUGUGGGCAAAGAUAAACCUGAUUAUGUUGCUAUAAAGACACCUGAAAAUUCCUAUGAAAUAUAUGUCUUAUCUGUCUUGUUUUUAUGGUUACCUUUGGUAAGAAAUGUUUCCAAUUUCCACUUUAUAGACUUGGGCUUUGAACCUUUAGUUUGUACUUUGUGUUGCAAUUUCAGGUCCAUACAAAGAAGACCUGGAGAGAACCCGCAGAGACCUCAAACGCUUGGUUGAUGAGUUCUAUCGCUCGAUUAGUCAGGUAUGGAGGAAGAUGGAAAAGAAACAUAAGCAAAAUCACUUGAAGCAGGUACGCGAAAAGAGAGAACAAAGAGAGAAACGGAGUAACCACUGCUAA
Messenger RNA from Porites lobata, 20382 nucleotides. The record is from the annotation of a GenBank genome assembly. NCBI's taxonomy places the organism in Eukaryota, Metazoa, Cnidaria, Anthozoa, Scleractinia, Poritidae.